Molecule: messenger RNA, 2074 nt
Organism: Acanthochromis polyacanthus (spiny chromis)
Lineage: Eukaryota; Metazoa; Chordata; Actinopteri; Pomacentridae
Product: B2 bradykinin receptor-like
Exons: 2
Coding region: 115-1152 (345 amino acids)
Biological process (GO): neutrophil chemotaxis; immune response; G protein-coupled receptor signaling pathway
Cellular component (GO): membrane
Molecular function (GO): bradykinin receptor activity
Source: RefSeq, a predicted model, not a curated record
UACCUUGGCUGACAUCGCUUUAUCAACAGGGCAGACACAGACGGAGCGCAGCAGCUGAGCGAACUGGAAGAGUGGAGCUGUGAAGUUUUACAUUUCCUGUCUUCACUAGGAAGGAUGACUCCAACAAGCAUUCCUGCAAACUCCAGCCAUGAAAACCAAAACAACACUGUGUGCCGUUAUGAUGGAAACGAUUGGCUCUUCACUGUGAUUCCAGUGUACAUCCUGAUCAUCAGUGUGCUGGGGAUCAUCUUGAAUGUGUUUGUGUUGAUGGUUUUCUGGCUCCACAAGAAGGCCUGUACCGUGGCUGAGAUCUACUUGAGCAACCUGGCUGCUGCCGACCUCAUUCUGGUGUCGCUGUUACCCUUCUGGGCUGUGUAUCUAUUAGAAAGAUAUAACUGGCCCUUUGGGGAACCUCCGUGCAAACUGGUCCCCUUCUCCAUCAGCAUGAAUGCCUACUGCAGCAUCUACACCCUGGUUCUGGUUAGCAUUGACCGAUACUUGGCACUGGUGCACCCGCUGACCCAUGAAAGAAUGCGGACGCCAUUUUGUGCCAAACUGGCAUGUGCAGUGGUGUGGGGUGUAUGCUUUCUGUUGAAUGUCCCUGUACUCAUCUACAGGGAAGUUGUACAUCGCCCUGAGAAGAAUGUUAGCAGAUGCGCUCUUUCUUAUUCAGAUCAGACAGAUAAAGCCAUAAACAUCCUCAAUGUCAUUCUAAACUUUAUCAUACCCAUUCUUAUUAUUUCCUUCUGCACUCUCAAAAUUAUUCAAGCUCUGACAAACAGGUUAAGGGACAGCUAUAGCACUGAGGGAAAGGAGCAGAAGGCCACCACUCUGAUUCUCGCAGUCCUCCUGGCAUUCCUGAUCUGCUGGGUGCCAUUCCAUGUGUUUAAGAUACUAGAUCUGCUCAGUAGAAAUAACAUUGUGGGAGGGUGUGAGUUUCGGUUGAGUUGGUUCCAACAGAUCGCCAUCUUCUUACCCUUCUUCAAUAGUGUUCUCAACCCCAUUCUCUAUGUUUGUGUAGGCAAAAACUUCCGUAAAAAAGUUAAGGAGGUCUUCAGUCAGAUGAGUAAUAGGAGAAAAUCAACAUUCAGUCUCGCCUCCACACGUACAAACCUGUCAAGAAGUGUUAAAACUGAGGAUGCCACAAGCUAAUCUGUAACAUUACAUUUUUAUUUUUUAUUUAGGUUGUGUGUUUUCAAGAUUUUCAAGCUACAUUUUGUUGCUCCUUUCUGUCUACACCAUCAACAGAUGUGUAGAAAUCAAAAGUGUGGUCAUUUUAAAAGGAAGUUACUGAAUAUGUCUCUAUCUCAAGACAUCCUGUUGACAUUUUAUACCACUUAUGGUGUAUUUACCAAAAUCUGCAACUAAACCACAUUAGCUAUAAUGCUUUCAAAUUUAACACAACAGCAACAGUGCUGCAUAAUUAAAUAUGAUUACCGCACAUGUUUUGCAUUACAGAAGUAAUGGCAAAAUCUAAGAUAAUGGAAAUAUUGUACCAAACAAAUGGAAACAGACUUUAUGUCUUUAUAUGUCAUCAGUUACACUCUUGACACAAGAAGUCAGUGUCUGGAUGUUUCACUCCUGAAUGCAUGUGUAUGUAGUUAAAUCUCUUUCUCAGUAUUGUGACACAUUAUUGUGACAAAACUGUAUUGUUUCAUGCUUGUGCUAUUCAAAAACCAUCCUGUCAUGUUUUAAAACCAUGUAGUAUUUCUUACUUUUGUGUGUGACAUUGCGAAUGGAGCAAACUUCAAAUAUUUUUCAACCUGCCAACAGCGGAGAGUGGCUGCCUCCACAUUGUGCAGACAUCUGCAUGCUUGUACAGUUUGUAAUUUGUUGCUUGGUGCAGUUUAUUUACUAUUCAAGUCAGAGGAUCUGGAUAAAUAGUGACUCACCUGGUCAUGCCACUCUGUCUUCACUUGGUGAACACACUUCACUGUUGCUGAAAUAACUUCUGUGUAUCUAUUGUGUUUGCAUAACAAAUGUAUUGUAACACUUGCUGUAGGAUGGCAGAAAUGCAAAGGAGCAAUUUUAAUCUUUUGCUGGUAUACAAAUAAACAUACCCCCAUGAACUUUA